Molecule: messenger RNA, 2411 nt
Organism: Xylaria bambusicola
Lineage: Eukaryota; Fungi; Ascomycota; Sordariomycetes; Xylariales; Xylariaceae
Product: heterokaryon incompatibility protein-domain-containing protein
Exons: 1
Coding region: 300-2171 (623 amino acids)
Source: RefSeq, a predicted model, not a curated record
CAUACACUUAAUCAAUCGCUUUUCUUCAUAUCGUCUUACCUGAUUUAUAGUUGAAAUGAAAAAUCGGAAUCUGUGUGACUCUACGAAAUGAUUGGAUAAUUUAACCACUUACUUGGCCUGCGGUACAAUUCAAUGGCCACUGCCACCAGCUGGCCACAACAACCAUUCUCAUCAACCCCUCAUCUUCAUCACACCCUCACCCACGCGUUCUCUUCACGAUCACCUCAUGACACAGGCGAUUUCUUUGUAUUACUCCCAUAAUUUGUGUCUUCGGCGACCGAAACUUAGGUUAGCUGGCUAUGGAGUCGUACAAGCACAGUCAUCUCCCCCAGGGAGACUGGAUCAGGCUGUUACGUUUGCAGCCUGGUAACUUCGGUGAUACCAUUGUAUGCAACCUGAUAACCACCAAUCUGCACAACGCGCCGCCGUUUGAUGCGGUCUCGUAUGCCUGGGGCAAUAAAAACAAAACCAAACGAAUUAUUAUUGAUGGUCACCACCACGAGGUCUUCUCAAACCUACACGAUGCACUCCAACACAUCCGCAAGCCCACAGACAGUAUGUUCAUAUGGGCAGACGCCGUGUGCAUCAAUCAAGAAGAUACCAAAGAGCUUGGAGCCCAAGUCAAUCAAAUGGGUGACAUGUACCGGAGAGCGGACAGUGUUCUGAUUUGGGUUGGUUUAGACACAGAGGGAGAUGCCUACGUCGCAAAACAGUUAAUCUGCGACAUGAGUGAUCAUUUCAACCAAGCUUACACGGCGCACGGCCACGUGGAAGACGUCCCUCUACUACCGCCUGAUAGCCCGCUAUUAGAUCCCUCAAGAUGGAAAGCUGCUCAGAAUUUCUAUCUCCGAGAGUGGUUUACCCGUGUGUGGGUGCUUCAGGAAGUCGGCCAUGCAAGAAAGGCCGUAUUGCUGUAUGGGACUGAGAGAUUUGGCUGGAGCCCCGUUGCGCAACUGCCGCUUUUGAUUGCUGAGCGAGCUGAUCUAGCAGCGGUGGAAGUCUAUCUAAACGUGGGAAGACUAGUCGAUGCAUUUCAAUGCAUUUGGUCCGCUGAGGCCAUAUCAGACUGUUGGGCGGACGCUAGCCCGUAUGUAAAAGACAAACGCGCUCAGUUCAUAGAAGAACAGGGCCGUGUGACAAUCCUGUUCAAACAGUUCAGCAACAUUCUUACGGCUGGCAGCCGUUUCAGUUCGAGCGACCAUAGAGACCACGUCUUUGCUUUUGUCGACCAUCCCGCAGCCUUUUCGAAGAAAGGCCACAAACGAAUUAUGGAAGCCGACUACUCACUACCUAAGAGCGAGGUUUUUAGGCGCAUUACGGUUACACUACUUCAUGAAAUGAGACGACUCGAUAUUUUGUCCGCAAUCGCACAUACAGAGUCUGUAGAUAUUGCAGAGAAUCCAUCGUGGGUGCCACAGUGGGACAACACGGCUCGGAGAAUACCCUACACCCCUCUCUCGGGAAAUCUACCCUACUUCGACGCAGACUUACAGGAAGGGAUGAGCACUUUUGAGCCCCCGAGUACCCUAGAAGCCACCGCAGAUCCUGAAAAAACUCUUCGUCUUGAGGGAUUGGUGAUAGGAACAGUCAAAGCGGUCUCCGCCGUCAUGCAUCGUGAGGAUUUUAAGAGAAAGACUGGAGAGACCAUGGAAGGCGGUUAUUCUACUAACCCUAUCGAAUCAGCGUGGGAACUCGCAAGCGCUCACAGCUCGCAAUAUCGAGACCCAAAGCGCGCCCUGGGGCUGACACUCGUAACGGGACGGGAUCAAUACUAUGAAGAAGCUGAGAAGGACCUCGAAAAGCAUGAGUUGGAGUUUGGAGCUUAUUGCCACAAAUACUGUAGCUCAGAAUCGGGGCUGGUAGGCAACACCAAGAGCGAUACAAAUAUCGACGUUAGAAGUUUUCUGACUGUCAGCCGCACUGUUUUACAGGGGACUAGAUUUUUCGUCACCUCAGACGGCCGUUAUGGUAUUGGACCCUCUUGGAUGAGGGUGAAUGAUGUCUAUUGCGUGCUCUUCGGUGGGAGUACCCCCUUUAUUCUUCGAAGGUGUGCUGGACUACCGGAGCAUAAAUUCAUCGGGGGUUCGUAUAUACAUGGCAUCAUGCACGGCGAGGCGAUUAUGGAAUGGAGAGAUGGGAAAUUAACGAAAGACUCGAUCGUAAUAGUCUAGUCAUAUGCUACGCUCUUCCUCAUCAACACGAUAGUUCUCUUCUAGACUUAUUACCACAACACCAUUUUGUGCCCCAUGUUGACUUAAGUGUGUUACGGAUUUACCAUUCCCACGGUCGCAGGUUGGGCAUAACGAAGGGGCCCAAUACAACACGGGAUCCCGUAUGAAUUACGUAGGCCUUAAUAGAAGAACUAGCAGUUAAGACAAUCUUAACUGCUACAACCGCCUAUAGCCAUUACC